UAUAUAAGAGUUUAAGAGUUCAGAUGAUGUUGUCCUACUGGUCAGAGGCUGGCUGCACAUAUUGAUACCAAGCUCCAUUCAAGAUGGGGUUUGGUAGAGGACCCAGGAUACCAUUAUGGGUUGUAAUUCUAGUGAUCUGCUGUAUCCAACAGAAAGUUUCAAGUGCAGAAGAUGUACCUGAAAGAGUCACCAUCCUCCCACCAUUGCAAACAGUGCCUGUUAUAUCAUCCUUCCACUCAGCUCAUAAUGGACGGGUCUGCAGCACAUGGGGUACUUUUCACUACAAGACAUUUGAUGGUGACAUCUAUAAUUUUCCUGGGGUCUGCAAAUACGUAUUUGCUUCCCAUUGCAAUGCACCAUUUGAGGACUUCAACAUACAACUUAGACACCAAAGAGUUGGGAACACCUCUACUAUUAGCUAUGUCACCGUGAAGCUGGAUGGAACAGAUUUUAAAAUAGAAAAGGAUCAAAUUUUGGUAAAUGGCAAACGGAUUCACUUACCUUACAAUGGACCUGGAUUUGAAAUAGAGCAUUUUUUCAACUAUAUUAAAGUGGAUAGUAAGAUGGGCUUAACCCUAAUGUGGAAUAAAGAUGACAGUGUAAUGCUGGAACUUGAUAUAAAAUAUGCCAAUCACACCUGUGGACUUUGUGGAGAUUUUAACGGCAUUCCCAAGUACAAAGAAUUUUAUUUCGACAAUACCCCCAUAACAGACUUCCAGUUUGGGAAUCAAUGGAAGAAGAAUGAUCCAACAGAAGAUUGUGAGGAUCCCAUACCUCCUUCUCAGAAGAACUGCAUUGAUGAAUAUGAUAUUUGUCGGAAAACACUAACUGGUUCUGCAUUUUCUGAAUGUAAUGAUAUUGUGGGGGUGAAAAGCUACAUUGAUGCUUGUGUACAUGACCUGUGUCUCUGUGAUGAAGUUGAAAAAUCCUCCUGUCUCUGUGACACUUUCUCUGAAUAUUCUCGACAAUGUGCUCACGCCGGUGGCCGACCUCAACAAUGGAGAAGCGCAGAACUAUGCCCAAUAACAUGCCAGUUGGAUAUGCAGUAUCAAGAAUGUGGAUCACCUUGUGCAAAUACUUGUACUAAUUCUGAAAGAUCUCAUGUCUGUGAAGAUCACUGCAUAGAUGGCUGCUUUUGUCCACCUGGAACUGUUUUUGAUGACAUCAACGGCAAAAGCUGCAUCCCCUUUGAUCAAUGUUCCUGCAUUUACAAUGGAGAAUCCUAUGCUCCGGGGAUGACAUAUUUAGCUCCGUGCCGUUCUUGUGUCUGCAGUGGUGGCGAGUGGAAUUGCACAGAGCUUCCUUGUCCUGGUAUUUGCUCAAUAGAAGGAGGAUCACAUAUCUCCACCUAUGAUGAAGUGUGGUAUAAUUUCCAUGGAAAGUGUAAUUAUAUUUUUACCAAGAUUUGUGAUGAAGAAACCUUUACUGUUCUUGGAGAUCUUGGGCCAUGUGGCCUCACAGAAUUUGAGAGCUGCUUAAAAAUGGUGGCUCUUACCAUCAAUGGAGGAGAAACUUUUGCUGCAAUCAACCGCAAAGGCAAAGUAAUUGUUAAUGGGAUGUCUGCUCAGCUGCCUAUCUCAGUAGCUAAUGUAACGAUCUUACAGCCUUCAAAUUCCUUCAUCGUUCUGGAAACAAAUUUCGGGCUUCAGAUAGUGAUCCAGAUUAUUCCCUUGCUACAGAUAAACAUUUAUCUGGAUCCAUCUUUCCAAGGGAGAAUGUGUGGUCUCUGUGGCAACUUUAACCAUAACCAGAGAGAUGACUUCAAAACCCUAAAUGGAUUGAUAGAAGGAACAGCAACUGCAUUUGCUAAUACCUGGAAAACUCAAGCUGCCUGUGACAACAUUAAACAGGAUUUUAAUGACCCUUGCACCCAGAGCAUUGAAAAUGAAAAAUAUGCCCGUCAUUGGUGUGGACUCCUGACUGAUCCUGAAGGACCUUUUGCUAAAUGCCACCUCAUAGUGAAUCCAAAGGCUUAUCAUACGAACUGUAUGUUUGAUGCCUGCGCUUGUGAGAAAAGUGAGAAUUGCAUGUGUGCUGCCCUCUCUUCCUAUGUCAGAGCAUGCAGAACCAAAGGAAUUGAACUUGCAGGAUGGAGAACCAGUGCUUGCUCCAAAUACACUACUUCAUGUGCCAGAUCCCUGAAUUAUAGCUAUGAAAUUAGCUCUUGUGAACCUACUUGCCGAUCACUGAGUGAACCUGAUAUUACAUGCCACAUCAAAUUUGUCCCAGUUGAUGGCUGUACAUGUGAAAAUGGAACUUACAUGGAUGAUUCUGGAAUAUGUGUGCCCGCUAACAAAUGCCCCUGUUAUUACAAAGGCAUAGCCAUGCUCCCUGGUGAAGUUUACCAUGAGUUUGGCGUUGCAUGUACUUGUAAUCAAGGAAAAUUAAACUGCUACGGUGACGGAGACUCCAAGCAAGAUUGUACCGCUCCAAUGGUUUACUUUGACUGCAGAAAUGCCACCACUGACAGCAAAGGGGCUGGAUGUCAGAAGAGCUGUCAGACUCUUGAUACACAUUGUUACAGUCCACAGUGUGUUUCUGGUUGCAUAUGUCCACACGGACUAGUAUCAGAUGGGAAAGGCAGCUGUAUUCCUGUAGAAGAAUGCCCAUGUAUUCACAAUGAUGCUACAUAUCAGCCUGGAGAAAAGAUCAAAGUUGAUUGUAACACUUGUAUAUGUCAGAACAGGAUGUGGAAAUGUACCAUGGAGACAUGCCUAUCAACCUGUGCUAUUUAUGGAGAUGGACAUUAUAUCACCUUUGAUGACAAGCGUUAUAUUUUCAAUGGGCAAUGUGAAUAUACACUCUUGCAGGAUUAUUGUGGCCAGAACAGUUCCACCCAGGGGUCAUUCCGAAUCAUCAGUGAAAAUAUUCCUUGUGGCACCACUGGCACCACUUGUUCUAAAUCUAUUAAAGUGUUCUUCAAAAACUAUGAACUGAUACUUACCGAAGAGCAGUAUAAAGUAGUAAAAAGAGAGAGUGGAGGUCACAUACCAUAUAGAAUUCACCAAAUGGGCAUCUACCUGAUGAUUGAGAUUCAGAAAGGACUAAUUGUCUUAUGGGACAAGAGAACAACCGUAUUUAUCAAGCUCAGUGCAGAAUUCAAGGGUGAGGUCUGUGGAUUGUGUGGGAACUAUGAUGGAAAUGGAGUUAAUGACUUUACAACUCGGAGUCGAUCUGUAGUAGGUGAUGUAUUGGAGUUUGGAAACAGUUGGAAGGUAUCACCCACAUGUCCCGAUGCCAAAUGUGUCAAGGAUCCUUGCUCCAAGAAUCCUUAUAGGAAAGGUUGGUCACAGAAGAAGUGCAGCAUCAUCAACAGCGAAGUCUUUGCCGCCUGCCAUUCUCAGGUGGAACCAACUAAAUACUAUGAAGCCUGUGUGACCGAUGCCUGUGCUUGUGAUACUGGGGGAGACUGUGAAUGUUUCUGUACAGCUGUUGCUGCAUAUGCUAAAAUAUGUAGUGAUCAUGGAGUAUGUGUAUCAUGGAGGACGCCAUCAAUUUGUCCUAUGUUUUGUGAUUACUACAACAAUGAAGGUGAAUGUGAAUGGCACUACAAACCUUGUGGAGCCCCAUGCAUGAAGACCUGUAGGAAUCCAAGUGGGAGGUGUGCUUAUCAUUUACCUGGCUUGGAAGGCUGCUAUCCACAUUGCCCAGCAGAUAAGCCUUAUUUCAGCGAGGAUGAGAUGCAAUGUGUUAGCAUUUGUGGCUGUUAUGAUAAUAAGGGUAACUAUCAUCAGUUAGGAAAAACCUUUACUACUGGAGAGAUGUGUCAGUCAUGUAAAUGUACCAGCGAAGGCAUUAUUAGCUGUGAAUAUGAUACUAAAGCUUGCUACUGCUACUACGAAGGAAAGAGGUAUAACUACAAGGAAGUCAUUUACAACACCACGGAUGGCUUAGGUUCGUGUAUCACUGCAAUUUGUGACAUCAAUGGAACAAUCAAUAGAGAAGUCUACAAAUGUGCUGGAAUUACCACAAAACCACCAUUUCAAUUCACAACAUCAAGUGCAACAGAAUCAAUUCCAACAAGAACAACAAUGUGUGUGCACAAAGUUUGUAGAUGGAUGGGUUGGUAUGAUCUUAGCUAUCCAUCAUAUGAAAUUACCAAUGGAGAGUAUGAAACACCAGAAAUCAUAAGAGCCAAAGGACAUAAUCUUUGCAAACUUCCAGAUAAAGUGGAAUGCAGAGCAAAAGAACUUCCCAAUGAAACAUUGCAUUCUCUCAAUCAAAAUGUAACAUGCACACCAACUGAUGGUUUGAUCUGCAAUAACAAGGAUCAGACUCCACCAAUGUGCUACAAUUUUGAGGUCAGAUUCUCCUGCUGCAAUUUUGAACCAUGUGGUCCAUUGACAUCAACAUCUGCUACUAAGACUACUGCAGAAACAACACCAGUUACUGAAACAAAAACAUCACCCCCUUACAUACCUCAAUCUAGCACUCCACUUGUCAUUGGGACUACUUCCCAGCCUUCUACACUAAGUUUAAUUCAGCCCACAUCCACAUCUUGCCAUCCUAAAUGCCAAUGGACCCAAUGGUUUGAUGACCACAAUCCAAACACUAGCCCUGAUGGUGAUUUUGAGCGCUUUGAAGACAUACGAGCACGUGGACUGGUUUGUGAGCAUCCCAAAGACAUUAAAUGCCAAGCAAAGGACUAUGUGCACACUAGGAAUCCUGCCCCUGCGCAGAAUUUCCAGUGCAACCUAGAGGUUGGACUAGUGUGUGAACAUGAAAAACAAAAACAGAAACCAUAUAAAUGUGUCAACUACCAGGUACAAUUCCUGUGUUGUGAUUAUAGCCAUUGCCAAACAGUCACAACAGCAGUAACAACAGGAAAGCAAACAACCACAACCCUUCCUACUCCACCAUCAACACGACCAGUCACCUCUGGCAUUAUCUCCACUGCAUUGACUACCAGUCCAAGCACACCCCUAGUAUCCACAAGUACAGCAGUAACAACAGGAAAGCAAACAACCACUACCACUUCUACUCCACUGUCAAAACUUGUCUCCACCAGUGCUGAAGUAACAACAGGAAAACAAACAACCACAGCUCUUCCUACUCCACCAUCAACACGACUAGUCACCUCUGGAAUUAUCUCCACUGUUCCGAUCAUCACCCAAAGGACCACCUCGUUGUCCACAAAUGCAGAAGUAACAACAAGAAAGCAGAUAACCACAACUCUUUCUACUCCAUUGUCAACUCUUGUGUCCACAACAUCAAUGCCUAUUACUACUACCACUGCAGAGACAAUGCCAUCUACCGAAACAAAAACAUCACCCUCUCAAUCUAGCACUCCACUUGUUAUUGUGACCACUCAUCCUACUUCCCAGCCUUCUACACCAAGUUCAAUUCAAUCCACAUCCAAAUCUUGCCAACCUAAAUGCCAAUGGACCCAAUGGUUUGAUGACCACAAUCCAAACACUAGCCCUGAUGGUGAUUUUGAGCGCUUUGAAGACAUACGAGCACGUGGACUGGUUUGUGAGCAUCCCAAAGACAUUAAAUGCCAAGCAAAGGACUAUGCACACACUAAGAAUCCUGCCCCGAUGCAGAAUUUCCAAUGCAAUCUAGAGGUUGGACUAGUGUGUGAACAUAAAAAACAAAAACAGAAACCAUAUAAAUGUGUCAACUACCAGGUGCAAUUCCUUUGUUGUGAUUAUAGCCAUUGCCAAACAGUCACAACAGCAGUAACUGCCAAACCUACAUCAGCCAAAAUUCUAUACUCUUCCACAACAUCCAGUGCAUCCACGCUACCACAUACAAUAUUAACCACCAGUCCAAGCACACCCCCGGUAAGCACAAGUACAGCAGUAACAACAGGAAAGCCAACAACCACAACCCUUCCUACUCCACCAUCAACAAGACUAGUCACCUCUGGAAUUAUCUCCACUGCAUCGAUCACCAGUCCAAGUACACCCCUAGUAUCCACAAGUACAGCAGUAACAACAGGAAAGCAAACAACCACUACCAUUUCUACUCCACUGUCAACACUUGUCUCCACCAGUGCAGAAGUAACAACAGGAAAACAAACAACCACAACUCUUCCUACUCCACAAUCAACACGACUAGUCACCUCUGGAAUUAUUUCCACUGCAUCAACCACCAGUCCAAGCACACCCCUAGUAACCACAAGUACAGCAGUAACAACAGGAAAGGAAACAACCACUACCCUUCCUACUCCACCAUCAACACGACCAAUCACCUCUGGAAUUAUCUCCACUGCAUUGACCACCAGUCCAAGCACACCCCUAGUAUCCACAAGUACAGCAGUAAUAACAGGAAAGCAAACAACCACAGCCCUUCCUACUCCAUCAUCAACACGACCAGUCACCUCUGGAAUUAUCUCCACUGCUCCAAUCGUCACCCAAAGUACCACCUCGUUGUCCACAAAUGCAGAAGUAACAACAAGAAAGCAGAUAACCACAACUCUUUCUACUCCAUUGUCAACUCUUGUGUCCACAACAUCAAUGCCUAUUACUACUACCACUGCAGAGACAAUGCCAUCUACCGAAACAAAAACAUCACCCCCUCAAUCUAACACUCCACUUGUUAUUGUGAUGACUCGUCCUACUUCCCAGCCUUCUACACAAAGUUCAGUUCAAUCCACAUUCAAAUCUUGCCAACCUAAAUGCCAAUGGACCCAAUGGUUUGAUGACCACAAUCCAAACACUAGCCCUGAUGGUGAUUUUGAGCGCUUUGAAGACAUACGAGCACGUGGACUGGUUUGUGAGCAUCCCAAAGACAUUAAAUGCCAGGCAAAGGACUAUGCACACACUAGGAAUCCUGCCCCGGCACAGAAUUUCCAGUGCAAUCUAGAGGUUGGACUAGUGUGUGAACAUGAAAAACAGAAACAGAAACCAUAUAAAUGUGUCAACUACCAGGUGCAAUUCCUGUGUUGUGAUUAUAGCCAUUGCCAAACAGUCACAACAGCAGUAACUGCCAAACCUACAUCAGCCAAAAUUCUAUACUCUUCCACAACAUCCAGUGCAUCCAUGCUACCACAUACAAUAUUAACCACCAGUCCAAGCACACCCCCGGUAAGUACAAGUACAGCAGUAACAACAGGAAAGCAAACAACCACAACCCUUCCUGCUCCACCAUCAACACGACCAGUCACCUCUGGAAUUAUCUCCACUGCAUCGACCACCAGUCCAAGUACACCCCUAGUAUCCACAAGUACAGCAGUAACAACAGGAAAGCAAAAAACCACUACCCUUCCUGCUCCACCAUCAACACGAACAGUCACCUCUGGAAUUAUCUCCACUGCAUCGACCACCAGUCCAAGUACACCCCUAGUAUCCACAAGUACAGCAGUAACAACAGGAAAGCAAACAACCACAACCCUUCCUAUUCCACCAUCAACACGACCAGUCACCUCUGGAAUUAUCUCCACUGCAUCGACCACCAGUCCAAGUACACCCCUAGUAUCCACAAGUACAGCAGUAACAACAGGAAAGCAAACAACCACAACCCUUCCUAUUCCACCAUCAACACGACCAGUCACCUCUGGAAUUAUCUCCACUGUAUCGACCACCAGUCCAAGCACACCCCUAGUAUCCACAAGUACAGCAGUAACAACAGGAAAGCAAACAACCACUAUCAUUUCUACUCCACUGUCAACACUUGUCUCCACCAGUGCAGAAGUAACAACAGGAAAGCAAACAACCACAACCCUUCCUGCUCCACCAUCAACACGACCAAUCACCUCUGGCAUUAUCUCCACUGCAUCGACCACCAGUCCAAGCACACCCCUAGUACCCACAAGUACAGCAGUAACAACAGGAAAACAAACAACUACUACUUUUUCUACUCCAUUGUCAACACUUGUCUCGACCACUGCCAGAAUAACAACAGGAAAGCAAAGAACCACAGCCCUUCCCACUCCACCAUCAACACGACUAGUCACAUCUGGAAUUAUCUCCACUGCAUCGACCACCAGUCCAAGCACACCUGUAGUAUCCAUAAGUACAACAGUAACAAAAGGAAAGCAAACAACUAUAACCCUUCCUGCUCCACCAUCAACACGACCAAUCACCUCUGGAAUUAUGUCCACUCUAUCGACCACCAGUCCAAGCAUACACCUAGUAUCCACAAGUACAGCAAUAACAACAGGAAAGCAAACAACAACUAUCCUUUCUCCUCCACUGUCAACACUUGUCUCCACCAGUGCAGGCCUAUCAACUGUAUCAGGCUCCACACUAGCAACUACCUUAAGCAGAGUAACUCCAUGUUUCUGCCAUGUAUCUGGAACUCCUGAUUCUUUAUUUUCUCCUGGGGAAGUAAUAUAUAAUACAACUGAUCAUUCUGGAUGCCGUUUUAUUGCAAUCUGUGAUGCAAAUUGUGAAAUUAAGAGGAAUCCGGUAUUGUGCCCUACAACAACUCCCCGCCCAUCAGUUACAACCUCAGGAAGAUUACCUAUUCCCACUUCCACAACUUUUACUCCAGCAACUGAACUACACACUUCCCCAACUCCAAGAACUGAGGAAAAAAUUUUCUCAACUCCUGUACCAGAUUGCCCUGAUGCGGAUCCACCUAGAAAGUUUAACGAAACAUGGAUGUUUAAUAAUUGCACUAAAGCAACAUGUGAAGGGAGCAACCGAAUUGUUGUGGUGCCACUCCGUCAAGCUGAGAAGAUAGUCUGUGCAAGUGGACUCGAACCAAAGAAAAUAGUGGAUAAAGAUGGUUGCAUAGAACGCUAUGAGUGUGAAUGUAUCUGUAAGGGCUGGGACCAUUACAACUUUAUGACUUUUGACGGCACUUCUUAUACUUUCCAUGGCAAUUGCACUUAUAUCUUGGUGAAAGAGAUUGUGAAUAAAUAUGGAAACCUCCGUAUUUUGCUUGACAAUGCCUUCUGUGAUAUAGCUGUUAAUCAAUCCUGUUCCAGAUCCCUAAUUAUAUAUUACAACUCUAUGGAAGUCCGACUAACUAGUGAAAUGCAUGAAGGAGUGAGAGUUAACAAGAUUUUUUUCGGCAAUGACUCUGUCCCGGAGGGCUUUGUCAAAGAUGGCAUUGUGGCUACUAGUAAUGGUGUUACUAUGACAAUUGAAAUGCCUGCCAUCAGUGGUUUUGUUUCCUUCAAUGGUUUCACCUUCUUUAUUAUGCUUUCACAUGAACUCUUUCAACACAACACAGAGGGACAGUGUGGGAGUUGUUCAAAUGACCAGUCAGAUGAUUGUCGCAAGCCCAAUGGACAGAAAGCUGACUCCUGCUCAGAAAUGGCUAUCUACUGGCAAGUGCCUGAUAUCAAUAAGCCCGACUGUCAGGUGGAGCCAACAAUACCUCCUAUAGUGAGCACAAUUGUGCCAACUACACCAGUGGAGACUACACCAACACCAACACCCUGCAGCUUUCCAUCACCUUUGUGCCAGCUGAUUAUAAGCGAUAUUUUUGCAGAGUGCCAUAAAGUUCUGUCUCCAAGACAAUUCUAUGACGACUGCCUCACUGAAACAUGUCAGGCUUCCAACGAUUCCUCGAGUUGCAUCUACAUUGACAUGUAUGCCUCUCUUUGUACUGCGAAUGGGGCUUGUGCCGACUGGAGGAGCAAGACCCAUGGGAAAUGUCCCUAUUAUUGCGCAAAAGACAAAGUGUAUGCUCCUUGUGCUCCUAUUCAUCCAGAAACCUGUGAAAAUGGAUUAACGCAUGAGAAUAACGACCAUGUUGCUGAACGAUGCGUUUGCCCAGAGGGCACAAUCUUGUUCAAUUCUUACACUGGCCUCUGUGUUCCAGAAUGUGGUUGUGUGGGACCAGAUGGAUUACCAAAACUGCCUGGUAGCAAAUGGAAGAGCAACUGUCAAGAGUGUUUGUGUGAUCCUUUGUCUAUAAGCGUACAGUGCAAGCCACAGAGCUGCUCAAAAACGACCCAGAGUUGUGAGGAGGAAGGAUACAUGCCCAUCUCUGUGCUAAAUUCAGAAGAUCCAUGCUGCCCCCAAAUAAAAUGCGUAUGCAACACCAGUCUGUGCUCCAAGGAAAAGAAGAUUUGUAAACCUGGAUAUCACGUAGCCUCAAUCUCUUAUGAUGACUGCUGUGGCACCAUUAAAUGUGAAAUAAGAGAACAUAUCUGUUUGGUUAAUGGAUCUGUUUAUGAGCCUGGGAUGAUUGUUCCUGGUAAAUCCUGUGAAACGUGCAUCUGUAGUUCUGUUAGGGACCUUGCUACCAAGAGAAAUGUUGUGGAAUGUAAGCCGGUUACCUGCAACACGGAUUGUCCCAUGGGUCAUGAGUAUCAAGUAAAACCUGGUGAAUGUUGUGGAAACUGCAUCCAAGUGGCUUGCAUCGUCACCAUUAAUGGUACUGCUGAGAUACUGGAGCCUGGGCAGACAAAAGCGAGUAAUUGUAAACAGUACAGAUGUGAACCAAGGAGCAAUAUACUAGUUUUGGUUGAGACUGAAGAAAAGUGCCCUUCCUUUGAUCCAGGAUGUAGUCCUGAUCAAAUUGAAUUGACUCCAGAUGGCUGUUGCAAGAUAUGCAAAGAGACACCAAAUUGCAAGCCAUACAAGAAUCAAACUCUAAUUCGUGAAAAUGAGUGUGUAUCUUCUGAAACUGUGGAACUGACCCACUGUGAAGGAACUUGUCCAAGCUCUUCAGUAUAUUCCCGAAAGGAAAAGGCAUUUCAUCAUAAUUGUGCAUGCUGCCAAGAGCAAAAGAGCCAUAGAAAAGAAGUAACCUUAACAUGUCCAAACGGCACAACCAUCAUUUAUGACUAUUUAUAUGUGGAUGAGUGUAAGUGCUUAACAGACGUAUGCCCCUCUGAAGCCCCACCCAGCUAGAAGAAGGAUAAGAAUUUUCAUUUUUCUUUGUUCAAGAUAAAUCCAACAAUCACACUGAAGAAAUCAGUCAUCAUCCAGUGCUAUUUUGGAUCUCUCCCUGUGUCCUUGAUUCUGAUAUUUUUCUGUUGGCCAGGUGCUUAAUCAAAUUAAUGUCCUCUUUCAUGUAAAAAAAAAAUUAUAUUCAUCCUGGUGAAGUGUUUUCAAAAUGAGAGCAUUCUCAUUGGACGUUUUUUCUCAUUGGAAAACCUUCCAAGUAUUCCUAACAUAAUGAUAGUAAUGUAUAACAUUUUAAUGUAGAAAACUAAAUUCCUAUACACUAUGUCCAUGCUUUUCUUGCUUUGCUGAUUUUGGGGGGGAGGGCAGGCACAAACUUCUGUAUAGCACCAAUGCACGUGCUAAACUUGCUUUCCUAUUCUGCUUUUUUGAGAUUAAUAAACUAUACUUAAAUAAG
Molecule: messenger RNA, 11205 nt
Organism: Crotalus tigris (Tiger rattlesnake)
Lineage: Eukaryota; Metazoa; Chordata; Lepidosauria; Squamata; Viperidae
Product: mucin-5B-like
Exons: 49
Coding region: 84-10754 (3556 amino acids)
Cellular component (GO): extracellular matrix
Molecular function (GO): protein binding
Source: RefSeq, a predicted model, not a curated record